AUGGAAGAGUUGUUCAAAGACCAAGUACCAAUUGAAAAUAUUCCGGACGACGAUGACGACUUCAAUGACUAUAAUAGCGGACUACAGCAGCGGGUCUCCGGUUCCCCCCGACCAGUGAUCCCUGGAGCCAUCCCCCUGGACGGCCCCCCUCGGCGUCCCACCUUCAGGGCGCAGUCCAGGAGGUUCCAGGCCCCACCACUAGACGCUGAUCCAGCGCCCUUACCGGUCGCUACAAGGGUUCGCCGCCCCAACGGACGCACCGCCCGCAUCAACAGCAACGUGCAGCCGUCAGCACUUCCCCCUCUACAGAGCUUCCAGCAGCUGGAGGAGCGCCCCAUCCCCCCUCGGCCAGUGGUGGAGGAGCCCGAGGACCAACCAGCCGAGCAGUCACUCGACAACUACCCCGACCCCCAACAGCUGGGCUCUCCCUCCGGCCCCCCACAGACACCCCUCUACACGCAGCCCAUCUUCCCCAAGCAGCAGGCUCUCCCUCGACCCCCCAAGCCCGCUGCACCCCCCGCCUUCCGCCCCGAGAGACCCGCUUUCAUACCCACACCGUCACCAGACUCUGAUUUUCCAGUUCCCAGUAGGCAACAGUUCCGUACAACAGCAGCACCUCAGCCAAUAGAGCCGCAGUUCACAAGGCCGCAGCAACAGCAGAAUGUGAACAGGGUACAACAAGUGGUCAGAAAUCAGCCUCCCAAGCAACAAUUCACCAAACCACAGCAGUAUGAGAAAGAAAGGGAGCCAAGCCCUCCAAGGGAGAGAAAGCCUGUCGCUCAAGUGCUGCGCAAAUACAGGGAAGACAACGAGGACGGCAGCAUCACGUGGGGCUUCGAGAACGACGACGGCACGUUCAAGGAGGAGACGAUCGGCGUGGACUGUGUGACACGGGGCAAAUAUGGCUACGUGGACCCGGACGGCGUGCGACGCGAGUACUCCUACAGCAGCGGCAUCCCCUGCGAUAAGACGAAGCAGGACAACGAGGAGGCAGCCAGCAACAGCGAGGGAUACAUCGACUACCAGAACAACAGAUAUGUGCUGCCAAACGGCGACAGUGUCGAUCUCGACAAGAUGGUCAAGAACCGUGCCAGAAAGCCUGUCUACAGGAACUAGCGACUAGAUUUACUAGAGUGUAAAUGUGAUGUGGCAUAUUAGCUAUUGUAUUAUUACAAGUAGUUCACAAAGGAGAAAUCCAAUCGAUAGAAAACAACCUUACGUAUAAUAAAUAUUUCAAAUAUCCAAUGAAAGCUAUAUAAAUAGAACUAUGGACUUCUGUUACUGCAAAUAUUGACCGAAAAACUAAAUAGCAGAAGGAAAUUUGAAGAAUGAAGCUGUCCAAAAACUGUGCCCAGACUGGGAAUCGAACCCGGUACCUACCUCUCCGUUGCCGGUGGAGCGGCUUUCAUUCUUCAAAUUUCCUUCUGCUCUUUAGUUCUGCGGUCAAUAUUUGCAGUAGCAGAAGUCCUUACUUCUAAUUAUAAAGCUUUCAUUGGAUUUUUGAAAUUAUUAUUAUACGACAGUGAUAAUGUUCCAGCAGUUUGUUAACUGCAAAUUCUAAUAAAUUUUCCAACAAUGUUACACUUGAAUUUAUCGGAAUUUUGUAACAAAAAUAUAAUUAUUUGUGAGAACAUCUUCAUCUUGAUAAUAUUAUGAACAGUUGAAGAGGUUAACCGACUGUAUGUUUUAUAAGUAUUGUUUCUCCACUAAAAUAAUGUAGAAGAACUGAUAUGUAUGGGUAUGUGUAGGAUGUGCCUAUGGUCAGUAUGGUAUAACCUAAGUAGACACUGACGAUCAGUUGAGCUUUAAAAUCAGCCUAAUAAUGAUGUUUUCAUGAAUUACAAUCAAAGAAUUUCCUGGUUUAAACAUUUUUAUAUAUCAAGAUUAUGUUCCGGUUGCACCAAAGACGGUUAAAUUUUAAUCGUUCUUUCAAGAUAACCAAUCGGAGAAGCCUUCUUUUCAAAAAAGACUUCUCUGAUUGGUUAUAGCAGAUAACUCUUUGAAAUUUUUCUAUCAAAUGGAUAUUCAUCUUCAGACCUUAGGUACUUUGGAAUAAAUUUUUGAGUGAUGUAGUGCAAGUAGAAGUCUGCCUGAUUUCUUUAAAAUAUUGUAAUUUUAGGUCAGUAAUAUAAGGAAUGUUGUUUAAUGUCAAUUUUGUAAAAUAAACUUCUUCUUUCAACUAAAA
Messenger RNA from Nilaparvata lugens (brown planthopper), 2185 nucleotides. RefSeq names its product leucine-rich repeat extensin-like protein 3. Gene Ontology annotation, cellular component: chitin-based extracellular matrix. Gene Ontology annotation, molecular function: structural constituent of chitin-based larval cuticle. Bases 1 to 1116 code for a protein of 371 amino acids. The record is from RefSeq and is a predicted model, not a curated record. The transcript is spliced from 5 exons. Lineage: Eukaryota; Metazoa; Arthropoda; Insecta; Hemiptera; Delphacidae.